AUGGCUUUCUAUAAUUUUGUUCACCGAUACAUUUACAAAGCAUGGUUCAGUUUUUUACUUUCUUUCUUUCCUUCUUUCUGUUUACACAUAGAAGCAUGGAGCACGGUGCUGCCUACGGCGGGUGCUGGUGAUUACUGGCCGUGGGAAUACAAUAAAGCGCCAUCCGAAGCCUCUUUCAGAGGGACAGAGUACCUCACGAUAGACCUGAGCAAAGGAAGCCCGAUUCUGAGCACGCAGGAAUCCAUCAGCUUGCAAUUUAAAACGAGACAACCGAACGGGCUGCUGUUUUACUCCGGGGAAGGAGAUGAUUAUCUGACCGUGUCUCUGAGAGACGGAGGGGCAGCCGUGGGCAUGACGCUGGCCAAAGGAAGAUUAGAUCUGCACGUAAAGCCGGUACGAGUUCGGUUCGACGAUAAUCAGUGGCACAAGAUCAUCGUUCACAGGAAGGUCCAAGAGAUAUCCUCCAUCACCAGCUUCUGCAGGCUGUCCGCCAUCGUCGAUGGGAUUUACGCGGAACAUGGCCACACUGCGGGCUCGUUCACACAUUUGGCGAGCGAUCGACUGCUGGUGGGCGGAGGCGCCGACGCGAGAUCCCUGCAGGGCGCCAAGGGGAUCAACAACUUCGUCGGAUGCCUGAGGAAGGUCGAAUUCAUCGCGGAGGGGGUGAAAAUGGAGCUGAUCGAGGCUGCCAGGAGCGGAGCCGCGGGCGCGGCGGCCUGGGGCAAAAUGGAUUUCCACUGUCGGGAGCCCAGGUCCUCAGACCCGAUCACCUUCACCACGAGGGACUCUCAUCUCGUCCUGCCACCUUGGAAGGCGGCCAAGUCCGGCAGUAUAUCUUUCAAAAUCCGUACCAACGAAGCUAACGGAUUGAUCAUGUACAGCCGUAGCGGAGCUCACACCAGGGUAUGUGGAUUUCCUUUGAUAUAUUGGUCAUAUGUAUUUGCAUAUCGACCUCGGAAGCGGCCCUGUAAAGUGAAAUCGUCGAAACAACGAGUGGACGACAGCACGUGGCACGAAGUGGAACUUCAACGGAUCGAAAGAGAAGGACGUGUCACUGUCGACGGUUCGAUAGUCGAAUUCCGGACACCAGGUGAUUCCACACAACUGGACCUAGAUGGAUUGUUGUACAUCGGCGGUGUGGGGGCUCCAUUUGCACCCCUAACAGUUCCUCCGGUACUGUGGACAGGUGCCUUGAGACAGGGUUACGUCGGAUGCAUGAGGGAUCUUGUCAUAAACCGGCAACAAAUCGAUAUAGCUGGAUAUGCUCAACAGCAGGACUCGGGAGCUGUCAGGCCGGCUUGUCACUCUCAACCACCCCACUGUCCCUCGCAACCCUGCAUGCACGGCAGCUACUGUAUCGAGGGAUGGAACAGGUUUCACUGCGACUGCACAAGGACGCCAUUCACGGGGCCUACUUGUGGCAAAGACGCAUCGACGCUGCACCUGAACGGAACACAGCAGAUGACAGCGCUGAUGCCAGAGGACUCGAAGACCCAGACCGAGGAAAUAGCGAUCCGCUUCAAAACGUCCAGGCCACGUGGUCUGCUGCUGUCCACGAGUUUGGAGAACAGCCCGGAUCGGUUGCAAAUCUACCUGGAGGAAGGCAAAGCGAAGAUGCUGAUCCACAUCGGGGACAAGGAAAAGACAUUAAUCGCCGGACAAGGCUUGAACGACGACAUGUGGCACACAUUGAUGUUCUCCAGGAGAGCGGGUUCUUUGAAGUUCCAAAUCGACGAGAUUGUUGUACGGA
Molecule: messenger RNA, 1750 nt
Organism: Eufriesea mexicana
Lineage: Eukaryota; Metazoa; Arthropoda; Insecta; Hymenoptera; Apidae
Product: neurexin-3-like
Source: RefSeq, a predicted model, not a curated record